AUGUUUGAAGAACUGUUUGAAGAACAACCACAACCCAUUCCUCGUAAAACUCGUGGCGAACUAAUGAAACAAGUUGACAUUUCCUACUAUGGUAACUGUGAUGAAGAUGACGGCGUUAUUCUCCCUCAGGAAGCCGCCUACGAGGAGAAGUGUGAGUUCCCUCCCUAAGAUCUUGUCGCUGCAAAAUUCCUUUCUAAAUGUAUACCCAGUCGCGGCAUGCUUAUUUGACCGGUGCCCACCACUGGUCGCAUACAGAUUUGGCUAAUAAGAAACGCAUGGCAAAGGCAAAUAGAGCCUUUACAUCUUGGCUUUGUCGGCAACUAAGUUUAGCUGCAAUUUGGGAAGGAUAUCGGCACGUGUUCUACUUUUGCCACUCGGAGUACUCGGCAUCGGCUUUAGGUCGGUUCAAUAAUGAAUCACAGAAGUUUUAUUGCCUGUUCCCGAACGUAACUACUUUAUAAAUCGGAGCCCCGAUCCUUGCAGUCCGAGACUGCCUGACCUCCCAGUAUAUUUAACCCUAAAGAUCCCGAAACCAUGGUACGUGUGUGUGUGUGUGUGUGUGUGCCCUCAAAACGGGCCACGUGUUAGAUGCGCUGGACCAACGGGGGGGCCACAUCGGACUCUGGCAGGCGUUAUCUUUGCGUAAUAACAAUUGCCAACAUUUGCGGGGUGCGCUGGCGGACCCUGUUGUCGGCAUUCGUCGCACAACCGGAUCACUGUCUCCACCCCAUUGUUUUGUGGUCAAAAUCCUGGUCAUUUGUGUGUGGACCAGGGGGUGCGGAGUGGAGCGCCAAGGCGAGGAUCCGUCCGAGCCAUCCACCUGCGGCCUCCCCCGUGUCCGGUCUUCUUGACUCUGUCUUGACACCGGGCCCAGGCGGGGGAGGAGGAGAGAGUGUAGGUAGAUGCAGCGCAAGUCUACUGGCACUAUAAACCCCUGCGCAAGUCACCGUCCCUGCUCCCACAAUGCAGUCUGUGGGGCACACGGUGGACAUCGUCGAAAUCGACGGUCGAACUGUUGUGUUGUGUGAUGUUGAGUGUGAUCAUGUGUGUCGCAGGAGAUGGUGCGGAGAUAUGCGGUAAUAUGACAAGGCCGGUUGUGCUCUACCGUGGGUUUUCGUGGAGGCGCAUGUGGACUAAUAGGUCCAUGCGGUGCGUGAAUGUGUGUAGACAGUAUAGAUAGUUGAGAUGUGUGAGGUGUGCGUAUUUUGGUGCUUCUAGCGGCGGUUCGUCAGGUUCUGUGCGAUGGGUUUGCAAGUGAUCGACCAGACCGAUGCGGGUGGCACCUGUGCGGUGACAGUGAGGACAGGAUAGGUUGGAGGCUGCAGAAUUGGUCGGGGUGGUGGGUCAACCGGCAGUGGUUGUGCUGGUGGGUGACGGUUGUUAAUGCUAGAUAUGGAAGAGUUGUGGGGUACACAGGCUACGCUUGGAGUUUUGAGGUCCGCCUUCGCAGAUAAGCAUGUGACCGAAUAGACCAAUGCGGCGAAUGAAUGUGCGAUCGAAAGGAGAACAGUUUGGGAUCAUUUCCUCAUUGCUAGUGGUGAGGGCGGCGGUGAUUAAUGUAGUGGUUGAUGGAACGUCCGGUGUUGUCUCAUUGGUGGUGGGAGGUAGGGAAAAGGUGAUGUUAAUGGAACUUAUCACUGUGAUCGACGCAGCGGUUGCAGCAGGAAGGAUGAUGUUCGUGAUCUAGGGUGGUGGGAUAUCGAGAGUGUGAUCACUGGUGAUAGGUGUUGUCGUCGUCGUGGGGCUUGAGGCAGGGGCGACAGUAGGAAUGUUUGUGGAAGGAAAGGUUGGUGCUGCCGGGUUGUUGGUGCAUUGCCUCUAAGGUGUCUGACGAGGCCGUUCAUCGUCCAUCCUCCCCAGGUGGCCGCUCCAUCAGAGUUGUAGCCGCCUCAGCAUGCCGUGAAUGCCGACGAUUCCGGUUCGUUCCAGGACUUCCGUGUCCUAGAACCUGUCUUCCCAUCUUGGCUCCAGCAAUCGGUGCAGGCAGCUGAGAUGGACGUGGUUGAGCUCCCUGAAAUGGGUGGAGCAGACAGUCCAGGCCUCCGCCUCGUACAGAAGUGUCGUCAGAACGACGGCCUUGUGCAGCUUCAAUUUGUUAUUUAGUCGAAGGCCGUGACGAUUCCAUGCGGAAGCUUACAGCCGGCUGAGAGCCUAGCUGGCUUUGGAAAUCCGAUGGACAACCUCGUUGUCAGUUUUUGUGCAACGCGCGAUCGUGCUUCCUGGAUAAGCGCGGUUGUUCACGGUUUAAACUUGGCUGCCGUUGACAUUGAAUUGAGGGCUGCUGCAUUUAGCGUUGGAUGACGGCUGGUGCACGAGCAUCGUUUUGUCCGUGUUGGUUGUUAGUCCUAUAGACGAUGCGUAUCCCAGGGCGUUCACCACAGUAGGCGUCCAUCAGCGUAGCAGAGAACGUGAGGCUGAGGAGGGUGUGGGACGAGUAUGCGACCCUGCUUCACUCGGUUAGCCAUCGCAAAUGCCUCAGAGAUUGCCUCGUUCUGCGUGACACGGGCUAUCAUCCCACCGUGGAGCUGAAGUACCCCGUGCGUGAAUCACUCAGGACAUAAGAAUUUCUAUAUGGUUUCCCACAGUCCAUCGUGAAUAACCACGUCAAAGCCUUCAUCAAACCCACAAAGGUAAUGUGGCGGUGGGUUCAUAUCUCCUGGUUUUCCGUUGUAGCUGGUAAGUGGUACAGAUAAUUCCUAUGGUUCUGCGGUGUCAUCGGAAGCCACACUGACCUUCCUGAAGCAGCCCCUGCUCUGCACGGCCAUUGAAACGAUUGUAAAGCAUUGUGAUGUCUUGUUGUUGUCACAGAAUUGCCCGUACCCCUUGCGCUUUUAGAGGCGAACGGUGAGGGUAGGUUGUUAACCCACUGUAUUUAAUAUGCAUCACCAACUACUGCGUUUGUUUUAGUAGGCCUAAGUUAAUUUAUUAAUUUAUGGCCAUGGGGGUCUCCUUUUGGCGUAUUAAUAUGACUGCAUGCACCGAGUUGUUUCGGUGUGACCUUUUUUAUAGUGAUAAUCCAUUAUGCUAUAUCCCUCAGUUCUGUGCGGAAUAGAAGACAGACAGGAUACCGGAUAACAGCUUCACUGUGCCAGCUACCCUGUGUACAGCAACCCUAAAGCCUUCUGUCCGUGCCUUUGUAGUUAAGGAUUCGACCUUUUUCUGGUUUUCAUGUUCCUACUGGUCCAGUUCUGAGCGUCCGCAUGGGCAGACCCCCACCUGAAGGUCGCGCAUCACUCCUCGCGUGCGGGCCUGCUAGGCGAGACUGCCCUGCCUGUUUGCGGUUCUUUGUCAGGUGCGACCUCCGGACGACAGGAAGGGUGCGCCAUGUUCCGGACCGUCCUAUCAUAUUAAGCAUGAGGUGGUCUUCGGUUUUCGCUCCCCCUGUCCGUGAUCGAUUUGUCUUAUCUUGAUUUCCUCGUUAUCCCAGUCUUCUUACAUUGCCUUUCGUUGUUAGUUCCGUGCUCCGUGACUUACUUAUUUCUUCCAAAAGAAUGUUUGUGUCAUUUUGUGCCAUUUAAGUACUCACCAUACAACGCGCGCUGUAAUGAUCGCCGGCUGCAUGUUGGUUUACUUAGCCUCGAUUAGAAAACAAACGCUGGACUCCCUCGGCAUCUUCAAACGGUUUCUAUUACCGAAUACUUACGCCGUGACUUAGUUACUUCUUCAACAAUAUUUGUGUGCAUUUACUUGCACAACCACUUAAAUUUAGUCGAGUCUACGUAGAAAAAUCUACUUAUAGAUGGUUGUUAAAUUGCCUUUAGGAGGGAGUCCUUCAGGUUUCCUGUUGGAGAAGUUGGUGCACUGGAUAUGUUUCAGCAAUAUGCGACAGGAGUAGUUCCGACGCUUGCUUUAAGCUAAAGCCCUCUAAGCAAAACUGUAGGGGAUAUUGAACCUUGCCUACAUGGACGCAUAUUGCACGACCCGCCACCGGUGUAGCAGCCGCUCCAGUCCCCCUUUUCUCCGGCUCCGUUUUGUCGGUCGAUGGCCGCGACAAUCGUUGCCAGGCCGCCGGCAUACAACCACCCCCGCCGAUUAUAACUGGCCCCCCCCCUCCUGUCUAGCUGCAGUGACCCCCGGCUGCCCCCACAAUCAAUUAUCACCUCAUGCGCGUCGGACGACCUGGCUUGAUACCCAUGAGCAUCUGUAAUUAUGCCUCCCCUAAUCCGUCCAAUCUCAUGACCAGCAUUCAACAGUCACCCCCACCUACUGACACAGACUUUCACUUCCGCGUAAACGACACACAGCGUCUGACGCUCUCCGUGAACGGACGCUUUUCUCUGUUGCAAGCAAACAGCCAACUUACGGCAACCUGCCCUGUGUACAGAAUAAACUAGUCCUCACAGCUCCCUCACUUCUGUCACUAGACGAAGCGAACUUAUUGUGCAUGCUUAAAGUUGAUCUCAUAUCCUUGACCGCCACACCGGUCAUCCUUCGUGGAGCUACCGUUUCAGUUUGCUUCAAUGCGCCUCAAUCAAACCGGCGUAUUUUUCUGUGGUCCGAUCCCUUAAAUACUUGGUAUGACUGACUGUAAAGUGUUCAGUGAUGACCCAUUUGGCGUCCGCAUUGGCAUUUUGCCACACUAGGUAGUAGUUCCCUUGCUGAACUUCGGUUAUUUCUCCCACUUUCGGCAGAAAAUCAAGCUGGGGUCGUUUGACUUUUCUGCAAUCUGGAGACGAUGGUCUGAAUUUUGGAAGGAGGAAAAAUAAGCAUUAUUGCUUACUCUGCCCACUAAUGAAUUUCAUUAUUGUAUAUAAUCUAAACAUUUGUAUUUUUAUUUUCCCUAAAUUUUCAUAUUAUAUUACUAAGCUGUCUUAUUAUGAAGAUGCAAGCAUAAAAUCUUGCCUGCGUUAUUUGAAAUUUUGCGUGCUCAUUAGGGUUUAUUUCUGAAGCUCCUCUAACAUUCAUUUGCAUAACAAUUCAUUGCAGCGAAUUUUCACAGUUGAAUUAUUUGGCACUAGUUGAUUUUUUUUCCACUGGUUCCUAAUCUACAUCAGAAUUGCAAGUGGCGAUUUAUUCAAAUACCUUUUAUUUGUUGAGUUGCCUUUUGCUUAUGUUUUAAUCAACGCACCCGAUUUCGUUGUCAUAUUUAGGUUCAGAAGAAGACUUCAGACGGAAACCUGUUUAUUUUCUGUUUUUUGCAUUUAUUUCGUCCUCCACUCACAGCAAUGCCCUACCCGUACAACCGCUAUUACCACCAUUUCUGUAUUACACUUACCCGGGGUUACCGGUUGCGGGGUAUGGUCACACAACCUACGGUUGCCGGAUGGACGAUUGUUGCGUACCUGCAAUCCUGAGGAACCUGCCCUUGGCUCCACAUCUCAUAAAAAAGCGCCCUGAUGUGAUUCACUGGUCGGCGGUCUUCAUGUUUUUUGAUUUCAGCUGAGCCUGCGUCAGAACCUAGUGCUUUCCCGCUGGAGAUUUGUUGCAGAGCGCAGAUGGUCUCUGGAAGGAAAGGCGGCAGACCCAGGUCGAUGUUGAUUUCUACUUAAGAGAGCCGGUCGAUGGCGGCGGCGGAGAUGGCUGAUGAGCGGCUGAGGACACAUCUGAAGUACCCGGUCCAGCGCUUCAGAAUCUACGACAUCUCAGCUAGAGGAGUUGUUCCGUCGGUGCUGAGAAGUGGGGCGGCCCACAUGGCCGUAGGGCCACACAUAACCUUGAUCGCUGCGAGAAAGUUGUUUGAUUCAUUGAAGUCCGCAUUCCUUUGGAUCACCUCGGCCUUGCGAGCCAUCCAGGCGUCGUGCAUUUCUCGCAACCGUUGUUGCAGAUGACGGCGACUUUGAUGGAAGGCCGUUUUGUCUAUAUCGGUUGGGCGGUCAGUGUAGGCUCUAUGCAGCCUGUUCUUUUCGGCGAGGAACUUGCUGAUGGCUACGUCGUUUUCGUGAAAUCAUUUCUGUUGUUGACGACGUGCGCGUUCGAGGACACUCAGGGUGGAUAAAUGGAUGACGUCGCGCAGUUGGAACCAUUGAAUCUACACGGAGGCACUUUCAUAUGGAGCCCGUAGGUCUUCCAGUUGUCGAGUCGGUUGAUUGCUGGAAUGGAGACGCUGGACAGCAAAAUUAAACGAGGCAGUAUUUAACCUACCUGGUGACCGCUUACUUUGUGGUCGCCCGCGAGAUUGCCCUCGGGUCUUCAUCUUGGAGACGACGAAGCCGUGAUCUGUCCAGCCAUUGACGUCGCUGAUCGUCCUAGUCCUGUCAAUCUCGCCCCGGAUGUGAACGUAGCCCAAUAGCUAUCAGCACCGCGAUCUGGGGGCAUCGAUGUCGCCUUUUCUCGUGCCGGAAGAUUGAAGAAGGUGUAGGUCAGCAGAAGACUUUGUUCUGAGCAGGUCCACUGUAAAUGGAGUCUGUUUUCGUUACAGGCGCCGCGACCGUGGAGCCCCAGCACCCUCUUCCAGGCAGCGUGGCCUGUCGCGGCGCGGGUGUUAAAAUUGCCAAGGGCGACCAGUUUAUCCGUCUUUGGUCCAGACGCCAUGAACGCGUGCAGGCCUUCGUAGAAUUUAUUUUUUUGCCCCAUCAGAGCUGGUCAUUGGAGAGGGGCAUGAACACCGAUGAUAGUGACGAAUUUAUAUUCCCAAAAAGGCGGACGCAAGGUCACCAGUCGGUCGUUGGUGGCCUGCGGCAGACAAAGCAGUCGUCCCACGAUGUCUUUCCGGAUGGCAAAGGUGACGCCUGUCUCGCGUCGCUCUGCUUUUGGGCGGUCGCUCCAGGGGAAGGUGUAACCGGCACCCGUCUCCUCUGGCUGGCCCAGUUUAAAGAACAGGGUCCCGUUUAA
This is a messenger RNA of Spirometra erinaceieuropaei, 6771 nucleotides long. The record is from the annotation of a GenBank genome assembly. NCBI's taxonomy places the organism in Eukaryota, Metazoa, Platyhelminthes, Cestoda, Diphyllobothriidea, Diphyllobothriidae.